AUGAGUGGUGAAACUGAUAAACGGAAAGAAUCAUCGAUGCCGCCGAAGUUGAAAAUCGCGAUGCUUGUAGUUGGAACAAGAGGAGAUGUUCAGCCUUUUCUCGCUGUGGCAAUGAGACUUCAGGAACAUGGUCAUUACGUGAGAUUGGCAACACAUGCUCGAUUCCGUGAUUUUGUGAAAUCUGCAGGGAUAGAUUUUUACCCACUUGGAGGAGACCCUCUGGUUAUGGUUGAAUUUCUAGUGCGAAAUAAACAUAUUAUUGCGGCACCAGGAGAUCGAGUUAUACUACUUGAACAGCUAAAGGCCAUUAUCGACUCUGUCCCCUUAGCAUGUACAGAACCGGACCCAAUAACCGGUGAACCUUUCACGGCUCAGGCUAUUAUUGCAAAUCCUCCCGCUUAUGGACGUGUGCAUGUGGCUGAAGCUCUUGGUGCUUCUCUGCACAUAUUCUCCCCAAUACCUGGCACGCCUACGAAUGCGUUUCCUCACCUAUACAUGCAAAUACCUUUAAGUGCUGGAUACUGGCUUCUCGACGAACCUGAAAAGAUGAUGGAUAUCAUUUUGGAGGCACUGAAGAAUACAGGGCAGAGAGGAAUCAUUGAUCGAGGGUGGGGGGACCUUGGCAGCACACAUCGGAAUAUUCCAGAAAACGUAUUCUUUGUUGCUGAUUACCCUCAUGACUGGUUGUUUCCUCAAUGUUCUGCUGUGGUUCAUCACGGUGCAGCUGGAACUAUAGCUACUGGACUCAGAGCAGGGUGUCCGACUGCUGUAAUACCGUUCUGUGGGGAUAUGUUUCUUUGGGGGAAAAUACUCCAUAAGAAAGGAUUGGCACCUGCCCCGAUUCCCAUGUCACAGCUCAGUGUUGAAUCGCUUUCGGAAGCAAUUACAUUCAUGCUCCAACCGAAGGUUAAACUCCGAUCAAUGGAAUUAGGACAACUUAUUCAGAGAGAAGAUGGUGUUGGAGCUGCUGUCGAAGCAUUUCACCGCCACCUGGAAACAGAUAUUUCAUCACCAAAACCAUCGUUGAAAAAAGUGGACCCCUCAAAUCCCGUGCAUUGGCUUUUCACUCAGGUCGGGAGGUUUUUGGCGCCCACUGGAUUAAAAAAAAAUCGGAAUCAUUUCGAUAAUCUGUGA
Messenger RNA from Erythranthe guttata (spotted monkey flower), 1134 nucleotides. The record is from RefSeq and is a predicted model, not a curated record. NCBI's taxonomy places the organism in Eukaryota, Viridiplantae, Streptophyta, Magnoliopsida, Lamiales, Phrymaceae.